AGAUCGUUGGACAAGGUCAAAGUGUUUGGAUAAUAGACAAACAUUUCGUUUGUUAGUUUGUUGAUAUCUUCAAGAUCUCUUGUAUCAGUCACGGGAUAAUGUCAUACCCUGUGAGGCGAUUCGGUCAUUAACUCAUUCACUCUGACCAUUUCGUCAGUUCUCAAGUGUUGACCGCUGUGGUCAGCGUACAACUGACUCAACAAGAAGUUCACUGGAUUACUGUAUUCGGAAUAUACAAAAAUCAAAUUCGUUUUAAGCAAGUGGUCAAAUGAACAGUGGAUAGUUAAGAUAUGACUUAUCUGCAUUAGAAUCACUAGUCAGUGUUUGUGUACCUAGUGUUGGUACUCUCUUAAACUGUUUGACCGCCUGUAGACAGAACAAUGCACCACCCAAGUUAUUACACCGGUCAGUCGUCCAGCGGUGUUUCACCAUUCUCAUCUUCACCACAUUCAGCUUCCCAAACCAGCAUGUAUGAGGAUGAGCUGUUCAGUCAGAGAGCCAGGGCGUUCCCAUUGUCCCACGGCCUGAUGCCAACGCCACAGUUCUCCCCGUUCGCCUUCUCCAUGCACCACGACCCGAUGUCAUUAACAGUUGGCCAGAGUCAGCAGUUUGGAGGAUAUCAUCAUCUUGGAGCUUCAGACCAUAAACGUGUACUGACCGGAAGUCAAUCAGAUACAGUGGACAAAAAUAUCAAGGUGACCUUAGAGAACAGAGAAUUAUGGGGGAAAUUUCACUCCCUUGGAACGGAAAUGAUCAUUACGAAAACAGGGAGACGAAUGUUUCCCACGAUGAAAGUGACCCUGGAUGGCCUUGACCCCCACGCAAAGUACAUUUUACUUGUAGACAUUGUCCCGGUGGACGACUGCCGAUAUAAGUAUCACAACUCGGAGUGGGUGGUCACGGGCAAAGCGGAACCGCACAUGCCAGGGCGCCUGUACAUCCACCCGGACUCCCCGGCGUCUGGAGGGCACUGGAUGAAGCAGCCGGUCACUUUCCACAAAUUAAAACUGACCAACAACAAUCUGGACCAGAACGGACAUAUUAUACUCAACUCUAUGCACAAGUACCAGCCUCGCCUUCACGUGGUGCAGGCCAAUGAUAUCUUCACGAUGAGGUGGAACACGUUCAACACCUAUUCCUUUGAUGAGACUACCUUCAUAGCAGUCACAGCCUACCAGAAUGAACAGAUAACGCAGUUAAAAAUUGACCACAACCCAUUUGCCAAAGGUUUCCGGGAUAAUGGAUUAGCAAGGAAUUGUACGUUUUCCAGAGACCAUCGCCUGACCAUGAAGAGACCAUCGGAUGGUGAGGCAGAUCGCGAAAAAGACGACAUUGUUAAAAGAAGCAGACCAGACGACAUGUUAGUGAUGAAAAUGGACGCUCAUCGCAUGACGUCAUCAUCCAAGGCUAUCAAAGAAGAGCGCCUCGCAUCUCAUUCUGACCCAGCAGACGAUGGUUCCCAGGACCGCGAAGACAUGAUGUCUGCCUCCAGCUACCACUUGCUGGGGUCCAGCAAACACGACUUACUGGGGAACAAGAGGCUCGGCUCAGGCGACGCCAGCCCUGUCCCAUCCCCCACGCAAUGCCAGUACGGCGGCGGCGUGAAAUCGGGAGCUUUCGGUUCCGUGUCUUGCAUGGGCGGAGCCGGGGAUUCCGUGUACUAUCCACAUCAUCAUCCGUCAGCGGGGCGCAUGGCAGGGUCAGGCAGCUUCCUCCCUGGCGCCACAUCGUCUCCUCUUCUCCCCAACAUCAACCACGGCUUGAGCUUCAGCUCACAGAUGGCGGCCUGCAGACUGAGUUCUCAGGCGUCACCGGACUGCGCGCUGCGCCAACCAUCGUCCUCAUCUUCAGCCUCAGGGUACGGCCUACGCCCGAGUCCAGGUCAAGGCCCUCACAGCGCCCUGAGCUCCUGUACAUACAUGCAGUCCCCACACCCCACCUACGCGCCUCACAAUCUCGCCGCAAACAUGCAUGUUAUGAACAUGAAUUUUCCAGGCCAACUAGCAUAACGGACACUAGAGAUGCAACAUGUCAGGUCCAAUAUGGGACAAACAUUUCUACUGAAACAUUCAAGGCCCAAUGCUUGUGUUUUUGCCAAUGAAAACUCAAAAGGAACUAUUUGAUAUUACACACCUAAUUGAACAAAAUAUGUUCAUCUAGAUGAGGGCAUUACCUCUGGGACUAAAAAAUAUUCAUGUGUAAUUAAAAAAAUGUCAAUGUUUUGUGUAUAUUGUACUAGUACAUAAAAUGUCCACAUUUGAUACAUGACAUUCAAAUGGAUUCUGGCACUUCGGCUCUGGCACUGAAGUAUGGCUACCAUGAAAGCCGUCUCUUACAAUGCCAUUAGAAUGAAACAACAUGUCGCCUAUUUUAAAUGCUGCAAUAACAUACAACUUUAACCACACACAAAAAAUAAAAUGAUGGAAGCAGGCUGCUUUACUGUCAUUGGCAAAUAAAAGUCCAAGUCGGUACUGAGCUCCGAUAGGAUACCAACAAUAGUAUUUGAAACUAUAUUGUUUUACACUGACAAAAGAAAAACUGGAUCAAUAUGGACAUGACAAAUUGAGGUUUUACAUUCCUCUGUGGACACUGGUGUACUUUAGUUUCGUACACGCUUUGAUUGAUCUUGAACCUGAUUGUAACUUACUAUAUAUCUUUUAGGAUAAAAGACGGAUUCCUUUCUUUCAUGUUUUGUCCUUUCAAGAGAUCGAGUCAUAAAUGUAUAUUUAUAUUAAAGCUUGUCCGUGCAUUUAGUGACUACAAUUGUUAUGUUUAUUGUUUAAUAACAUGAAAAGUUUUUUUUAAAGACUUUGGUUUAAGCGUAAUUCACACAGAACGUAUAAUCUUGGUAUAAGGGAUGCUGGAAAUCAUUCUAAAACAUUUAUCAAUUAUAUUGCAGCACUUGCAACAUAUUUGACAACAAUUUAGUAGAUUAUAAAGACAAUUAUUCCAUUUUCAAUAACGUUAUAUUUCAGGAAUUCAUUUAUUCUGGUCUGAUUGCUGUUAAUAAAAAUUUAUAAAUAUUUUAUAGUCGCUAAAGAAAAUAAAAGUUAAAUACACUGUUUUUCUUUUCUUUCACAAACCUUGACGGGUUUAUGUUUUCAGCUAGUAUGAAUUCGAGUUAAUAGGUUAAAUGGGUCAUUAAUGUUUUGUAGCUACAUUUAACAGCUGAUGAAGCCCCAGACUUGGGAUAUAAACGUUGUAAACACUUGAGUUGUGUUUAAUACGGGGAUAUUGUGAGUAUAACAAUUGUAAGAUUUAAUGUAUAGAGCUAUCAAACAAAAAAUUUGUUUUAAAUUAUAAUCUUUGAUUAUGUUGAUUCUGUUUUGAUCUAUACGUCAAUGGGUCCCUAAGUCAAUGUUUGUAGGCCCACAGGUCUAUAAAUAAAUAGUUACACAUUUUAAUCAAGCUGAUGGUGAAGUAGUCAUUAUAGGUCUUUAACGUCUGUCUAAUCUCAAUAUGUUCAUAGUCCCAUAGGUUCAUAUAUCUUCGAAUCCAUAGUAGUUUACAGAUCAUAAGUCUUUGGGUCUAGAAGUGAAGCGUUGGAGGAGGGACUUUUUGUAACAGCUUUAAACAGUGCUUUGUACUUCAAGCAUAAAAGUACAAAGAAGUUUAGAUCUAUAUGAUGCUCAUUGUGUUUGUUGUAUUGUGUAUGCGGUUGACUUCAGUAAACAUAAUCAAACAUCUUCUGUCUUUAUAUGUGAUGACUGAAUCUACUAAUAGUUUGUAUCAAUGAAUGCAAGUGUUGACAUUGGUGGCUGAGAAAGUAAAAGGACUUUGCAGUGGUGUUACUAGGCUGGGUACCAAGCGGGGCGGUCCGCAUUAGCCAUGAAAUACUAAAAUAUGAUAGAAAACAAUAUGACAUACGUCAAUAUAUCACCUUUCUUUUUAUGAAGCAGUGGUUCCGACACUGAUUUCUUCGUGGAACACAUAGGUUUACAUCCCUUUAAAUCACAUUUAAAUGUCUCAGGGGAAUAAUAUACCUGUACCCUAUAUCAAUGAACAUUUUUUUCCUUAAGGGUUCAAAAUAUUUUGCAUUUUUCAAAGAGAAUUGAUAGCAGAAAGCCAUGCAGAUUUUACUAACUUACCCACAUAGGAUGUUUUACUAGCCCAUAGAGAAUGUGAAAAUUGUAGUGAUCCAGAGAGAAUGUCUUAAGAGUUGUAGAGACCCAGGGAGAAUGUCUCUAAAAGUUGUAGUGAUCCAGGGAGAAUGUCUCUAAAAGUUGUAGUGAUCAGGGAGAAUGUCUCUAAAAGUUGUAGAGACCCAGGGAGAAUGUCUCUAAAAGUUGUAGUGAUCCAUUGAGAAUGUCUAUGAAAGAUAGUACGUAAGAACCACUGCUCUAUAUAAUGACAUACAUUUAUACUGACCCAGUCAAUACAUACGUUUGUGUAGAGUUUACGUCGUUGAGACUCAUUCCAAAAUGUUGUGUAUUUUUAUUUUCUAUUUGUAAAGUGAUAUAUGAAAAGAAAGAAAUAAACAAAAAAUAAAUGUCUGUAAUUAUUUUA
This is a messenger RNA of Biomphalaria glabrata, 4506 nucleotides long. RefSeq names its product T-box transcription factor TBX3-like. Gene Ontology annotation, molecular function: DNA-binding transcription factor activity, RNA polymerase II-specific; RNA polymerase II cis-regulatory region sequence-specific DNA binding. Gene Ontology annotation, cellular component: nucleus. Bases 381 to 2009 code for a protein of 542 amino acids. The record is from RefSeq and is a predicted model, not a curated record. The transcript has 8 exons. NCBI's taxonomy places the organism in Eukaryota, Metazoa, Mollusca, Gastropoda, Planorbidae. Gene Ontology annotation, biological process: regulation of transcription by RNA polymerase II; cell fate specification; positive regulation of DNA-templated transcription.